Messenger RNA from Paramacrobiotus metropolitanus, 1364 nucleotides. RefSeq lists its product as uncharacterized. Bases 207 to 857 code for a protein of 216 amino acids. The record is from RefSeq and is a predicted model, not a curated record. Lineage: Eukaryota; Metazoa; Tardigrada; Eutardigrada; Parachela; Macrobiotidae. The transcript has 2 exons.
AAGCAAAACAGCGAUAAUCAACCUUGUAAAACGUUAAAAAUGUAGGAGAUCUGCAAGAAAAUCCCCAUUUUAGCAUGUAUGGAUUAUGUUGCACCACAAUGCAAAUUUAAAUUGUUUCGUUAGGUCACAUACAGUUGUAAGGAAUUUUACGGUACUGGUAGUUUGAGUAUUUUGUCUUUCUGGAUCCAGCAACAUAUGCGUCCAGCAUGUCACAGGAACUUAUCGUAACUUUGGGAGAUUUGGACGAGAAAAGCGAAUUGAUAUUGCAUUAUACGACCGUUCACCGAGUUUUCAUGGUUAUCGGUGGACUACAGUUUACCAUGUCUAUUGUUGAGCUGAUUUCCGCAGUAAUAUUGUUAGAAUUUAAAGACUUUGAGGAGGAUCCAGCGAUGUCAGAGCAAUCACACGAUUACAAUGAUAUUCCAAAUCCGUUAUCGGGUCAUAUAUUUGGCUACCUGACAAUACUCUCUCUCCUAACAGCUGGUAUCGCGGGAAUAUAUUUUGGAUGGCUGUGCCGGCAAAUUGAUACUGUCCGGAAGAUUGCUCGUCAAGCGAAAGAAGCCCAGUCACUUUCCAGAAUUUAUAUGUAUAUCUUGUCGGGAAGUUUCUUCACCGCACUAACUACCGUCGGACUGGAGCUGUCGGCUUUUGCUGACCUGUGGACAACAAACGCCACGGAGCGUGCACUGAAUCCUAAACAUUUCCCCUUCUCUUCGGCAAUGAUCAUAGUUUUUGGAUGUUUAAAUAUUGUUUUAUGCCUUUUUUCGUUUUGCGGAAUUUUGAAAAACUUCCGUUCUCUCAGGGAAGCCGAGAAGAAUUUAAUUAGAGUUAUUACUGGUGCUCACCGGUCUUCAUAAUGGCAGUAAUCAAUAAAGUUUAAAAUUAAUUUGCUCGUUAGCGUAUCAAGCAUUUACCCGGAAGAUACGAUCGGCAUGUUCUUGGAUGUAUUCCUCAUCAGCAGGAGGAUAUGUCCUUUUCCCAAGCAUAUCAUAAAUGGAGGAAACGAUGAUAUGCAUUUCUUCGGGAGAUAUUGACCCGUCGCCAUUAAGGUCAUAAAGAUUAAAUAUCCAGCGGAUUUUUUCAUCUAUUGUGCCUCUGGACAUCACAGACAUGGUCACAAUAAAUUGAUCAAAUGUGACAUUUCCAUCGGAAUUUUUGUCUAGUGAAUCGUAGAUAUGCCCCGAAUAUGUUCGCGCAUCUGUAUAAGUGUAAACAGUGCUGCAUUCUUUAUUAGAAGUUGGAUUUCCUCACGCACAAGGAACCAGCACAACGCUAUUGCGUUUUUAAAAGUACGGGUAUUGAUUUCUAGUUACUCUUGCUUGGUUUUGAUUAAGGUCGAUAGCAAUUCAGUGAAUAAAGAGCCU